Messenger RNA from Sycon ciliatum, 2399 nucleotides. Its product is annotated as sushi, von Willebrand factor type A, EGF and pentraxin domain-containing protein 1-like. Bases 186 to 1553 code for a protein of 455 amino acids. The transcript has 8 exons. NCBI's taxonomy places the organism in Eukaryota, Metazoa, Porifera, Calcarea, Leucosolenida, Sycettidae. The record is from RefSeq and is a predicted model, not a curated record.
GCUUAGAGGAGGAUGCCGCUGAAUUAAUUGCAGUAAAGCCCCGGUCACUGGAAAUAUGUGUUACGAGUGUUGAACUGAAUAUAAGCAAGCGGUUAAUUCUGCUAUUUCCACCGACUCUGCGAAAGAUUCUCGUGGCUUGAGCUGAACCACUGCGUCGCGCGCUGACUCACUCUGACAUUCUCGCUAUGGAACAAAUUCGUAGGUUCUUCACAAUAUUGUUCGCUCUAAGUGCAACCUGGGUGGAGAUUAAUGCUCAACUCCACAUGUAUGUUGCUCACUUCAAUUGUAAUGACCCUCAAGGUCUCUAUUACAUCAGCAACAGCAUCUGGAAAGGAACACCCGCGAGGGAUGCUCUAGGACGUUGUGCCCGCUUACAAUAUGUUGCCUUGCUAGCUUCAGAAGCUAAUUCAACUUGUUUCCGGAAUUACCUUGCUCACAUUAACUCUGCUCUAGGUACCAAUAACUCAGCGUAUACAAAUUUGAACGGACAAGUGUCAUGCUAUCCGAAGGCGGACCCAUGCCCUACUUCGGGCCCAGUUGUUGUUUGCCGCAGUACCCGAUCUGAAGCUAGCAAUGCUUCCAUUAACUCAAGAUGUCCAGAAAACCUACAGAUUACCAAUGGCAAAGUAGUCUACCCGUCAGGAAAUGUCUUUCCAUCUCAAGCAUUCUACAAGUGCAACCCAGGAUACUAUAACGACGGCUUUGGAACUGCCGACUGCGACGGAGGAGGCGCAUGGAACGGUGGAGCUUUCAAACAUUGUACAGCAUACAAUUGUCCUGCACCGAAACUAACUGAUGGUAUUAUUACGGGUACUUCCCCUCUCUACACCGCAUCAUGUAACAAAGGAUACACGCUUUCUGGUAGCAACAAUGUCACCUGCGUGGAUUCAGCCACAACCACAUGUCUACCAGCAUGUAUCCCAAUCACAUGUCCUGCGACUCCAUCAAUCACUAACGGCUAUCUCAUUACAACCAUCGCUAGUUUCACCAGUGGAGGUACAGCCAAUGUGUCCUGCUUUCAAGGAUACCAAAGAAUGGGGCCAGGAACCAUCACUUGUGACAGUAAUGGUCAGUGGCUAACUGGAACCUCUCUUCAGCAUUGUAAAUUAAGGUCAUGUACUAAACUUAACCCACCGACGAAUGGCUCAAUUGUAAGCAGCUCCACAUCGCCAUAUGGAAUGACCAUAUUCGAAUGUAACAAUGGCUAUGAACUGACGGGAAACCGGGCAUCUGUAUGCUUAGCAAGCGGUACUUGGUCCAACACAGUACCUACAUGUACAAAACUACGUACAACGGCUUCUCUCACCACAACUAAUAUCGUGGCAGCAUGCAUUGGCUUUUUCGCUGGUUUGCUUGUUCCUGGUUGUCUGAUCAUAGUUGGAUUAGUACGACACCAACGCAUGUCCACGUCCAAAACGGUAGCAGAGACCAAUAAUACCCUGCCAACUGAUGUAAUUGGUAACCAUAUGACGAAGAGUGAGGCGUACGAGAUGACCCCAGCUAGCAAUUUAGCAACCCAGGACCCCCAGUAUAAAUCAUUGGGGCAUGUUUAAUUGCCAAUGUGUGCUCGGUUAGUCUGCGUCUCACCGACCAGUGUGCAUUCACAGAAGAUGCAAGUGCGAAGAAAAAGACUGACCAGAGCUUGGUCGAGUGCGCUGGCUUGUGGUUGAAAUCAGUUUGUCUUCAGAAAUUAUUGUCCGUUUUAUUUGCCUCAACUUCUCCUGUGUUUGGAAUCUUUCUCUUUCGAUUCAUUUGCCACGUUUCUGGCCCUGUUGCCCAUUGCCUCUUUGCAAUUUCAAUGCCCGUAUCUAAAGAAAAAAAUGCAAGUAACUAUAAGCCAAGUUCUAAACCAUUAACUCUCGGCCACCUAUCCGUUCGCUUCACAUUUUUGCGCUGUAUUCCGUCAAUUGUUUUGAUUUAUCGCAUAACAAUCCACCUUUCCUGCUGCCUCUGCUGGCUCUAAUUUGCACAUCUUUCCAUUCAAUGCAUCAUGCAUUGCACCAGACUGACAUAGAUAAUUGUUGUCAAUGGUCGGUAGCCACUGCCAUCAGUUAGUUCCCUACACUUUGAAAAAUAUAUUUGGCAACGAAUGGCGUAUUUAUUCGGAACUCUGAUCUUCAAUGUCGUCGUGGGGUGAAUAUCACUCCUUCGCGACGUUUCUCUGUCCAUAUCCGCGCUAUCACCCAUAAGGUUCGCUGUCAGUUCUCCUAUUGCGCUGCAUAGCCUUUUUCCUUCUGCACCAACUGUGAAUGUUUCUUUUCUAUAAUUAUGUUAUUUGCAAUACUCGUCAGAUUGUGCAGUCCCGGGUUGGUUGUUCGCCGUUUCUUUCUCACUUACAAUGGAUUCGCUGCAUGAACAUGUGCUUUUAUCUUCAAAACAUUACAGUACGCAGCAGUUGU